Messenger RNA from Rodentolepis nana, 1026 nucleotides. The record is from the annotation of a GenBank genome assembly. Lineage: Eukaryota; Metazoa; Platyhelminthes; Cestoda; Cyclophyllidea; Hymenolepididae.
AUGAAGAGACAUGGUAGUGCUGUAGAUGAAGGUGAAAACGGUCAAGAGAAUGAAAAAAAAUCUAAACACACUUUAGAAAGUGACGAAGAAAUUGAUGAAGAUGAAAAGGGGGGACGAAUGAAUGAUUCAGAACUGGCAGUUGGCCAGGAACCCGAAACUAUUGGGCAUGAUGGGGAUAUUGUUAUUACGCCGUUCAAUAUGCGCGAGGAGUUAGAAGAGGAUGGACAUUUUGAUGCUAGUGGAACUUUUAUUUUCAAGAAGACAAAUGAAGCUGGCGAUAACUGGCUUGAGGAUGUAGACUGGAGUGAAGUACGCCGUCACGAAGAGCAGUCUGGUAAAGUUGAUGACCCUGCUCGAUCAGCUCCCGCUGUUAAUCCUGUGGCCGAGGAAGAAGCGCUACCAGAAGCAACCACCGAACAGCAGACAGAUCUCUAUCAACGCAUUGCUUCUUUCCUUCAACCCGGAGAGACAGUGCUUCGGGCUCUCCGACGACUUGGUCCGACUAAAUCGGCAGCCCAAAGGCAACGAGAACGCAACUGGAUACGGAGGAAGGACGGCACAACCGUGGCUGAUGCUGCAAAGAAGGUUCAAACUCCAGAAGAAGUUGCCAAGGCAGAAGCCUUCGCUAAGCUCACGGAGUUAGCCAACGAUCUACUGGGUAGCGGGGAUUUUGACAUUUAUCAGAAAACUAAGGAAAUUCUGGAAGACGUAGUUACCAUCAGAAACCGUAGAAACGACGAUGAGAGCGAAUUGGAUGCGUUAGGAGCUGCUAUCGACAAUGAAACUGGCCUUGAGCUAUCGAGUGGCGACGGUGAAUUGAAAUCUUCUGAACCACCACCUGCAAAGUGGUUAGUGAAACGAGCCAAGAGUGCUGAAUCAGAUGCAGAAAUUGAAGGUCCAUAUGAGGAAUCAGUGCUUCGUGAAUGGCUCAAUGCACGACCUUCUCAUGUUUCGGAGAUCUUCGUCAAAAGGCAGGAUGCAAAAGACGAGGAAUUCCGCCAACUUCUCACAAUCAAUUUUAAAUAA